Messenger RNA from Octopus sinensis (East Asian common octopus), 8907 nucleotides. Its product is annotated as ATP-binding cassette sub-family A member 2. Gene Ontology annotation, biological process: transmembrane transport; lipid transport. The record is from RefSeq and is a predicted model, not a curated record. Gene Ontology annotation, molecular function: ATP hydrolysis activity; lipid carrier activity; ABC-type transporter activity. The transcript is spliced from 49 exons. Gene Ontology annotation, cellular component: membrane; intracellular membrane-bounded organelle. The coding region runs from base 950 to 8479 and encodes 2509 amino acids. Lineage: Eukaryota; Metazoa; Mollusca; Cephalopoda; Octopoda; Octopodidae.
UUGGUAAGCGUCUGAUAGAAGGUGAAUUGAUGGUGCGGUGUGUGUUGUGCAAUAAUCUGUUAACAACUGAACGAGUAGGCGACUGAAAUUGCUGACUGACCGUCGCCUGCUCUAAGUAGACAGAAAGUCCAAACAAGAUAAAUCUCUCUUGUAUUGCAUUAUACAGUAUCGAAGUUGCAGUCAAAUAUCUGUGAACAAGUGUUCAAAUGUAUGGAGUAUUUUAACAUAGAGAUGGAAGAACUAUCUUGGCAUGGGAAGUGACUAUUCCACAGCUUAAAUGAAACCCCAACAUUCAUUUCUUUUCCCUUAAAUCCUCACUAUUAUUUAUUGUGGUUGUUGUGUCAUUUAUUUAUCCCAAAACUAGCUUCUUUAUUGAUCACAUCAGCAACAAUUUCCUUCUGAGUAUAUGUUUGAGAAGGCUUCAUAUAAAAACAGUGUUCUUCACGAUUUUUUCCUGCUUGUAUAAAAUUCAUAUACUUCGUAAAUUUUCAUCCAAUUUCACGAAUACCCAGGAAGAAAGGAACCAAAAUAUAGUUAAUGUAACUACAUGACUAACUAAAUGUAAUAGGAAAACUUGUUAUUUUUUGGACUAUUAUCUUAGACAUUUGCUAUCCUCUGUUUUAUAGAAGUAUCCAGUUGCGCACUUAUCACGAAGGAUUACAAGAUUCGGAUUUUACUUCGAAACUAGUUACACCUGUAAUCACUAAAAUUUUUGCACUGUACCUCACUUUAUUUAUAUCCUCCUUUUGCCUUAAGGAUACAUGACUGCUCUAAGAAUGGAACACCUGGUCUCAUUAUUAUCACUGGUUGUGACGUUAUCUACCGUCUUCUCCUCUUCAGUAUUCUCAGCCAGCCUUCUUGUAGCAUAACAAUAUUCUUCUAUUUCAUAUCGAACUAAGCCAGCCGUGUCCUUUCUCUUAUUGAGCAAGCUAACCAUAUUUGCAUCAGUAUGGGCUUUUUACAUCAACUUCGUUUGCUACUUUGGAAAAACUUUACUCUGAAGAAGCGUUCACCGUUGGUUCUGCUGUUUGAACAAUUUAUUCCUUUAGUGUUGUUUGUCAUCUUGAUCUUAAUUCGAAGAAAACAGCCAGCUCAUCCAUGGAAAGCAAGUUUCUAUGCAGCAAAACCUUUGCCUUCAGCAGGUGUUGUUUCUAUUAUGCAAGCAUUUUGUGAUGGUGGUUCCUGGGAUGAAAAUAGUUUUGUUACAUUUCCAAAGAACAGAGUGCAUGAAUUUCUUGGUGAAGUUCAAUCUGUGGCCAAAGACAACAACUUUUUUGUUCCUGGAUUUAGUCCCACUGAAAUGGAUGAGAUUCCUGGCAUUUACAAGAGUAUCAUUGACAAUCCUGCUGCUUUACAUGACAGCUUUAAGAAUGCAAAAAAUUUUCAUCUUAAUUCUGUGUUAAGUAACACCAAUAAAUUGGAGCACUUUCUUGAGCAAAACAUGUCAUUAACAAGCAAUGAAGCUGAGAGCAUCCUGGAUGCUUCCGUUAAUGUUAAAAAGAUCUAUGAACUUUUAUUUGGAACUUCAUUGGACUUACCAUUUAAAAUCCGAGAGAAAAGGGAUGUUAAUACAACAGAACAAAAUUCUCUUAAAGCUUUACAUGCAAAUGUAUUGAAUAAUCUAAAUUAUGAAAUGAUGGAACAUUCUGCAGAAGAUUUGAUUCCUAAGGCUGAGAUGUUUCCUGAAGUUUCCAUGAUUGGUCAAGGCUUGUUAUAUGAGCUCCUAGAGAGUCCCCAGUUAAAACUUGAUGAAUCAUUGCUCAAUGUAAUGCGCCAGCUUCUUGGAAUACCAGUGUCAAAAUCUGAUAAAAUUGAUCCUUAUGAAGUAGCAGAGGUUUUGAAGAUGAUUCUACUGUCCCCUGCAUUAGUGAGAAAAGUGGCCUGUGAUUACCAGAAUACAUCAAUCAUACUUACUCCUAGUUCCAAUAGCAGUAUCACAUAUUUGAUUGAUGCUCAAAAGAAAAUCUGUAAAUCAAAUAAAGAAGACCUGCAGAAAUUUGUUGAUCUUCUCAAAUCAGACAUCUCAGAUGAAGAAAUUGUGAAUAUUCUCCAUCUUCGCAAUUUGAAUGUUACUGAAGCAGAAAACCAAGUAAAAGACUUUUUAACUAAGGUGGAGAAAUUCUACAUGUUUCAAAUGAAUCUCAAUGAGCUGAGUAUGUUAGCCAGUUCUCUCCCACAAGAUGCAUGUGACCAGUUUCUCCCUGCUGGAACAGAAACCUCAUCAAGUGUUCCAAAUAAUUUCACUAAUUUAAAUAUGUCUGACAGUCAUGCAUCAACAGUGCUGGAUCCACCGGGUAGUGCAACAUCAAAUUCAGCUCCUUCAAACACAGAUUCUAAAACAAACAAUAAAGAUCGGUAUAUUGGCCUUCUGAAGAUCUGGACAUCAAUGCAGAAGACUAUAUGUGGCCAUGAUACCAACAUCCCAAAAGAUAAAUGGGAAGAUGAUAUUCGCAAUAUGAACCUUGAUGACCUUGGAAUGUCUAUUACUCAACAACAUAACAUUGGUAUUCUUGUCCAUGUUCUAUACAGCAAUCCAAAAGUACUCUAUGCUCCUGCUAACACAUCUGCUGACAAUGUCAUUAGACAGGCUAACCAAACAUUUGCUCUGUUAGAUCGCAUUAGUGAGUAUGCUGAAAAAUGGCUGAAUAUUUCAGAGGAACUCCGCCUCUAUCUGUCACGCAAUGAAACAGCUGAGCAUUUGGACUCAAUCAGAGAGAUUCAACAAGAUUUAAAGAGACGUAAGACAUUGGCAAUGUUAUUACGUACAGACUCAAGAAUUGACAAAUUCUUAAAUAUCUCUAUUCCUACUCCAGAAUUUUUUCUGCUUCAACUGAGCAAUAUAGACAAUGCAGCUUGCAGUUGGCGUGCCAUGCUGUCUGGUAUUAGCCUUAAUGUAUUUCAGGGAUUUUCUGACGAACAGAAACUAGUUGACUAUGUAUUUAAUGAGGCUUACCAUGACAAUGUCAGUGUUUUUGCCAGUGUGUUAUUUGAAAACAUUCAUCCUGAUGGAAGCCUCCCUCCUCACAUAAGAUAUAAAAUCCGACAAAAUGCUUCGUUUACUCCCACAACCAAAUUAGUCCGAAGUCGAUAUUGGUAUCCAGGACCUGGCCCUACAAAGCAAUCUUAUUACCAAUUUGGAUUUGUGUGGAUUCAGGAUAUUAUUGAAAGAGCCAUCAUUGACACGCAGGUGGGCCAUGAUGUUGUUGAACCAGGUGCCUACAUUCAUCAGUUCCCUUAUCCUUGUUAUGUUUAUGAUCAAUUUGUUUUCAUGAUUGAACAUGUGAUGCCGUUAUGUUUGACUAUUUCAUGGGUCUAUACUGUGGCUAUGUUGGUUCAAAAUAUUGUUUAUGAAAAGGAACAAAGACUAAAAGAAGUUAUGAAAAUGAUGGGUUUAAAUAAUGCUGUCCAUUGGUGUGCUUGGUUCACCACUACUUUUAUUCAAAUGACCAUCACUAUGGCUAUUUUAACAGCCAUGUUGAAAUAUGGAAAAGUUCUAACUCACAGUGAUCCUUGGGUUAUAUUCACUGUUCUUGAAGUUUUUGCUCUUGCCACAAUUUGCUUUUCUUUCCUGGUGAGUGUUCUGUACUCAAAAGCCAAGCUAGCAGCAGCCUGUGCAGGUAUUGUUUAUUUCCUCACAUAUGUACCUUACAUGUACAUUGCUAUCAAAGAAGAAGCUGCAGGGGAUAAAGUACUGGCAAUAACCAAAUCAAUUGCUUCCCUAUUCUCAACGACAGCAUUUGGACUUGGUGCCAAAUAUUUUGCUUUCUAUGAAGAAGAGGGGGUUGGUGUCCAUUGGGAUAACAUUUCUAUAUCUCCUGUUGAGAAUGAUGACUACAAUUUGGCCCUUGUUACUAUGAUGAUGCUAGUAGAUUCUUUAUUAUAUGGAUUGUUAGUAUGGUAUAUUGAGAAUGUCCAUCCAGGUUCUUUUGGUUUACCCAAGCCAUGGUGUUUCCCCUUCACUCAGUCUUACUGGUGUGGUACGACUGGAAAGCCGGAAUCAAAUCAAUGUACAUGGUUUACUAAUUUAUUUAAACGGAGCCAUAUCAGUCUGUCUGUAACAGAAGAGGACCAAGCAUGUGCUAUGGAGCAAAGACAGUCUGAAUACUUCCAGAAUUUUGAACCAGAACCUAAACAUUUACCCCUUGGUGUAUGCAUUGACAACUUAACAAAGGUUUAUAAAACUGGCAAGAAAGUUGCUGUGAAGAAUUUAACAUUGAAUUUAUAUGAAGGACAGAUCACUUCUUUCUUAGGCCACAACGGAGCUGGUAAAACAACCACAAUGUCCAUUCUCACUGGGUUUUUUCCUCCAACAUCAGGUUAUGCUAUGGUAUAUGGGCAUGAUAUUCGUACUAAUAUGGAUGUUAUUCGGAAAGAUCUUGGAAUGUGUCCACAGCACAAUGUGCUCUUUGAUAAGUUGACUGUAAAAGAGCAUCUGUGGUUUUAUGGACAACUGAAAGGAAUGAAAACUGAAGAGAUAGAACGAGAAAUGGAAAUUAUGAUCCAAGAUAUUGGCCUUCCUCGAAAAAAGAACUGUUCAGUAGACUGCUUGUCUGGUGGUAUGCAACGUAAACUAUCUGUUGCCAUUGCUUUUGUUGGUGGUUCUCGAACAGUGAUCUUAGAUGAACCUACAGCAGGAGUGGACCCUUAUGCUCGGCGUGCAAUCUGGGAUCUUUUGGUUAAGUACAAAAACGGGAGGACAAUACUGUUGUCAACACAUCACAUGGAUGAAGCUGAUAUCUUAGGGGAUCGCAUUGCAAUUAUUUCUGAUGGUCAGUUAAAAUGUUGUGGUUCAUCACUAUUUUUGAAGAACACUUUUGGAGAAGGAUAUCACAUUAAAAUGGUGAAGAAAGAAUCUGAAGAAACAUUUGAUGUCUCAGAACGUCUUCCUGAUUUGAAACCUCGAGAAUCUUUCUUGACUGAAUGCCAACAAAGCAGUGUAACAAAUUUCAUAAUAAAACAUGUGAAAUCAGCAUAUUUGAAAUCUGAAAGCAAACGUGAGCUACAUUAUAUUUUACCUUUUGAGGAAAUUAAAAAGGGAAAUGCAGAGCGUUUGUUCCAAGCUUUGGAAUCUUCUCUUGACACCCUUGAAAUCAGUAGUUUUGGUGUUAUGGACACAACACUUGAAGAAGUUUUUCUUAAAGUCACUGAAGCAUUUCAUUGUCCUGAAGUGAUCUCAGAAAACAAGCCAAGUGAUACACUAAAUACCAACUCAUUUAUUGCUGAUUAUUUGUCGGGUUCUCGGAAUCAAGAAAAUGAGAUUAGUAAUAAUGAACCUGAGUGUACAGAUACCAGUUCUACAUCCAGUUUGUUGGAUGUUUCAAAUACUGAUCAGAAUCCAACUGACACUGCUAUGCAUUAUGAUGUGGAAAUGAACAGUAUGGCUGGGCAGCCACAACAACCUAAAAAACAAAAAUCUGAAAGAAAGAAUGUGUCCACUGCUAACAAACAUGGCAAUUAUGUUAAACUGGAAGAAGAAAUUGAUGAGACAAACCAAAACGAAUUUCCUGAUAUGCAAACUGAAGGAUGUGGUAGCAUUUUAUUAACAGGACACUGGCUUCACCUCAAUCAGUUCAGAGCCAUCAUCAUUAAACGCUUCUACUAUAUCAGACGUAAUUGGAAGGGACUCUUCUCUCAAAUCCUUCUCCCUGCUUUGUUUGUAUGUAUUGCAAUGACUGUUGCUUUGACUGCUCCUGGACUUGAUGAUCUUCCACCAAUUGAACUAAGCCCCUCUCAAUAUUUCAACUUGACCCAACCAGAAGGAAACUACAUACCUUAUGCAAAUCAGAAAACAAAACAAUUCAAUAAAUCUAGUGAUGCGGGUCCUGAUGAAAUCAUACGCACAUUUUACUACCCUUCAGGUGUUGGAGCAACAUGUGUUUUGAAAUCCCCAUUUAAUAUAUCUUUCAGUGGCAGUGAUCUUCACAAAAACUACAAACUACUCUUAAAAUAUUUUGAAGAUAGUUGUGAGAAGGUAUUUGUGCAUGGUCUUCCUUUAGAUAACUUUGUCCCUCCAUUACCUCUCUCUAAAAACAAGGAUAAUCAAAUGAAAUCUAACACAUCGUGGCCAACUCAGAAAGAACACUAUUAUCCCUUGUGUAAAUGUGCUGCUGAUGGUUCUGGCUUUAUUUGCUCUGAAAAUGGACAUAAAAAACCCAAGAGUAAAACAUUAGUAACAAGUGAUAUAAUUCAGGAUAUAAGCAGAACAAGUCCUGAGAAGUUUUUCUUGUAUACAACUGAUGAAUACAGAUUGCAUCGCUAUGGUGGUAUGUCAUUUGGACUGGUCCGUUCAAUGGUACCAAAAGACUUUGGAAAUUCUGCACCUGCACUAUUUAGACGCCUUGCAGUAAGAAAUGUAGCAAAGGUGUUCUUUAAUCCUAAAGGUUUCCAUUCAACACCUGUGUACUUAAAUACACUUAAUAAUGCUAUUUUGAGAGCUAAUUUACCCAAAGAGAAGGGUAACCCAGCUGCAUAUGGAAUCACUGUGACCAACCACCCCAUGAAUCAUACUAACAACAAAUUAUCUAUGGAUUACAUCCUACAAGGAUCUGAUGUGCUGAUUGCAAUUUUCAUCAUUGUUGCUAUGUCAUUUGUCCCAGCAAGCUUUGUAUUAUUCUUGGUCUAUGAACGUUCUAUCAAAGCAAAGCACUUGCAAUUUGUCAGUGGCAUGGAUCCUUUUAUCUACUGGCUAGCAAAUUAUGUAUGGGAUAUGUGUAAUUAUGUGAUCCCUGCAUUUUGCUGUAUUGGAAUCCUUCUAAUUUUUGAUAUUCCUUCGUAUGUGUCGCCAACGAAUCUGCCAGCAGUUGUUUCCCUUUUCUUACUGUAUGGCUGGUCGAUUACUCCAGUCAUGUACCCAGCAUCCUUUUGGUUUCGGGAACCAAGUACAGCUUAUAUCUGCCUCAUUGUCAUCAACUUAUUUGUAGGCAUUACCUGUAUUGUUUGCAGUUUUCUUCUAGAAAUAUUCUCUUAUGACAAGGACCUGAAACGUAUACACUUACUUCUAAAGAAUAUAUUCCUACUCUUUCCUAAUUAUUGUCUUGGCAGAGGAUUGAUGGAUAUUGCAUUCAAUCAGUACAAAAACAUGUUUUACUUCAAAACAGGACAAUAUCAUUAUAUGAGGUCACCAUUUGAAUGGGACUUAACAACAAAAAACCUAACAGCUAUGGCAGGAACAGGCUUGUUCUUCUUCAUUAUAACUCUUUUAUGCGAGUAUCGGUUUUUCAUAAAAUCAAGACCCUCAGAUGUUGCUAACAAACUACCACAAGAUGAAGAUGUAGAUGUUGCCAGUGAAAGAAAACGCAUCUUAAGAGGUUCAGCUUGCAAUGAUGCAUUGUGUCUGAAGAAUUUAACAAAGAUGUAUGUGACCAGAAAAUUAGGCAAACAUCUAGCUGUUGACCAUCUUUGCCUAGGUGUACCAACGGGUGAGUGUUUUGGGCUGCUAGGUGUGAAUGGCGCUGGGAAAACUACAACUUUCAAGAUGCUAACUGGAGAUAUAGCACCAACAAAUGGAGAUGCUGAACUGCACCGUUUCAGUAUCCUGAAAGACCUGAGUAAAGUACGACAAAACAUUGGAUAUUGUCCACAGUUUGAUUCCCUUUAUGAUGAAUUAUCAGCUCGAGAGCACCUUCAGUUUUAUGCUCGUCUUCGAGGGAUUCCUCCAAAAGAUGAAGCAAUUGUUGUCAACCAGGCUCUAAAGAAAUUAGCUUUGACUGAAUUUGCAGACAAGGCAUCAGGCACUUACAGUGGUGGAAAUAAACGGAAACUAUCAACUGCCAUAGCACUAAUAGGAAAUCCUCCAGUUAUUUUUAUGGAUGAACCUACCACAGGCAUGGAUCCAUAUUCCAGACGGUUCCUCUGGAAUCUAAUUAUAGAUCUUGUAAAAUCUGGUCGAUCAGUCAUACUCACCUCACACAGCAUGGAAGAAUGUGAAGCUCUCUGUACACGUUUAGCUAUUAUGGUAAAUGGCAGCUUCAAAUGUCUUGGCAGUACUCAACAUUUAAAAAAUAAAUAUGGUGAUGGCUACACAUUUGUAAUUCGUAUCAGAGGACCAAACUAUGAAAGAAAUUGUGUGAACGUCAAACACUUUAUUGAUAAAAAUUUCCCUAAUGCUAAAAUUAAGGAGCAACACAUUAACAUGCUUCAGUAUGAAAUUAAGUCAAAGACUAUUUCUUUAGCUUACAUCUUUUCUAAGCUUGAAGAUGCUCAAAGAGAUUUCCAGAUUGAAGACUAUUCUGUCAGUCAGAAUACUCUAGAUAAUGUAUUUAUUAACUUUGUGAAACAACAAACAGAAAUCGUCCAGGAACUCGAAGACAAUGAUGCAUCUUCUGAUUCUUUGAACACUUCACCAACAACCAAUAUUGUUUCUGGUUGUGCUCCUAAUCCUGAAGAGAUAUUGGAAGGUGAACCAGAUGACAUCAGUACUUCAUUUGACAGACUUGGAACACGGCUCUCCCUGCUAAACAUUGAAAUGUCAACAUGCUGAUGCCAACUUCUGUGAUAUUCUGGGGGUGGGAAGGAAUUGCAAGAUUCCAGAACUGUAUAAUUCUUAAUUCCAUUCCAUGUGCUGCCAUUUAUUUAAGAUUUUUUUCCCUCUUUUUAUUAUUUAAAAUCUCUUCAUAUUUUACAAUCUCCAGAACUUAUUUAUAUCUAUUUGAAUGUAUCUUAUCUUGUUGAUAUCAUUUAUUUAAAACCCCCAAAAAAAAGAGAAAUUCUGAAAAAAAAAAACCUCAGUAACCUGUGAAUGCCAACAUAAACCUCUUCUAAACAUUUGGAACUCUCUUAGGAUUAAUUCCUCAAACCAUUGGGAUGUGACUGAAUGGAUUCGAUCAUGUUUUUUAUAAUGUUCAAGGAGGAUUAUUUUAUUUCAGUUUUAUCAACUCAAGAAUUAAAUUUCUUGUUGAUACACCCCAC